Medioppia subpectinata is the source of this 768-nucleotide messenger RNA. NCBI's taxonomy places the organism in Eukaryota, Metazoa, Arthropoda, Arachnida, Sarcoptiformes, Oppiidae. The record is from the annotation of a GenBank genome assembly.
AUGGCAUUUGAGUCUCUUUUGAAUUUAACCUGGCUCAUUGUACUCAACCAAAAUGUCAGGAUAAUUACGUGCGAGUGUCCGGAUCCGAGCGUAAUACUACCCUAUGGUUGUACGGGUUGUCAAUACAAUUAUAUAGAAUGUUACGGAGACAAUGAUUUUGACCUGGCUCAAAUCAACACUAAAGUGACUGAAAUAAAGGCAAACACUUUCAUGGAUAUUGUAUUUGUGGAGAUUUAUAUCGACAAUUCAAACCUAAUUCACAUCCACCCUGAUGCAUUUAUGGAUACCUACAGCACUACCGACACACUCUAUAUUAAAAAUAACCCCCAAUUGGAACCUGAUACAAUAUACGAUGUGAUGAGCAAAUUUACCAACGCUACAUUCAUUGAGGAGUAUCAUAAUGCCAAGUUCACCAUGAUGCCCGCAAACGCUUUCUCAAACAGUAAACAAUCAAAAUUAAAACGAUUGCAUAUCUGGUCGUCGGAGACAACUAUAGGCAGUCAUGCAAUCAAUCGUUUAUAUUCAUUGCGAGACAUUAUGUUCGGCGCUCCCGUCAACCAUAUAAUGGUCAAUGCAUUCGCUAUCGAUAGACCCAUUAAUGACUCUCUAGAUAUUAAUCUUAAUUAUUGUUGGUUAAACGAAACAAGCUUUGAACCUGGUUCUCUUACCGUGUUUCAUCCGUUUUAUAUGGAGAACGAGUUAAAUACUAUUGAUUUUAAGGGUACUAAAGGUUUCGAUUGUCAGGACUGUCGGUUUGCUAACUUUUAG